Marmota flaviventris (yellow-bellied marmot) is the source of this 662-nucleotide messenger RNA. The record is from RefSeq and is a predicted model, not a curated record. Lineage: Eukaryota; Metazoa; Chordata; Mammalia; Rodentia; Sciuridae.
CACACACCAACAGACUUCGGUUCCCUAUGCCCCUGGAUGGUGACGGCGGAUUGGCAUCUCGGAAGCGAUGCGAGAGCGAUAAGGCUGGCGCCGGCCCGCGGAAACUGCAGGAACAUCGCUAGGUGUUGCCGCCACCGGGAAGCCGGGCUGCAGGAUGAGUAAGAGAUACUUACAGAAAGCAACAAAAGGAAAACUGCUAAUAAUAAUAUUCAUUGUAACCUUGUGGGGGAAAGUUGUAUCCAGUGCAAACCAUCAUAAAGCUCACCAUGUUAAAACGGGAACUUGCGAGGUGGUGGCACUCCACAGAUGCUGUAAUAAGAACAAGAUAGAAGAACGAUCACAGACAGUCAAGUGCUCCUGCUUCCCGGGGCAGGUGGCAGGCACCACACGAGCGGCUCCUUCUUGUGUGGAUGCAUCUAUAGUGGAACAGAAAUGGUGGUGUCAUAUGCAGCCAUGUUUGGAGGGAGAGGAGUGUAAAGUUCUUCCAGAUCGGAAAGGAUGGAGCUGUUCUUCUGGGAAUAAAGUGAAAACAACUAGGGUAACCCAUUAACCAAGGAUAAAUCAAGUGAUCCUCCAGGCUGAUUACAUUGAACAUAUGCAUAGAAAUUUAACUCUUGAGGUGAUCUUGAAGAUUUUUAUACUGCUCAGAAGGGCUCCAGAGU